Molecule: messenger RNA, 3978 nt
Organism: Sitodiplosis mosellana (orange wheat blossom midge)
Lineage: Eukaryota; Metazoa; Arthropoda; Insecta; Diptera; Cecidomyiidae
Gene: Rcd6
Exons: 5
Coding region: 1631-3094 (487 amino acids)
Source: RefSeq, a predicted model, not a curated record
ACGUAUGGGUGAGAUUUGGUGCGUGUUUCGAGAACAAUUUCUCUUUAUUAUGGAGAAAUUAUCAUUUUUCUUCGUUGUUGGUUUUAUUUUCUUCUCUCUCAAUUUUAAUUUUCAAUUUGAAAUUUUCGCAUUUCAGCGAACAUAUCUAAUAAAUGUGCAGCAAGUAAAAACGUUCGAUUGUGUUGCAACUUUCUUAUUAGAAGAAAAUGAAAAACAAAAUUAAAACGUAACGAGUUUUAUGCAGAUUAAUUCAUUGCUGCCGCCACGCGCACGCGCUUAAAACAACAACACUGCACGCAUUAGCAUCUAAACAGUAUUACUUUCUCUUUUGAAAUCAAACGUAAAUUUUCGAUGCAUAUGAAAAGUGAAAAUGAGAGCGAUAUGACAGCCUUUUUUCGGAUAAGAUGCACUUUCAUUUUUAAUUGUCGUUUGAUUUUUCCUCACCUUCUUAUUAUUUUCUAAUCAUUAAUGAAAAGUUAUUUGGCUGUGAAUCGAAGUAGAUAAUAUGAGAGACAAUUACUCGAUUCGAUUUGUUCAACUUAAAUUUAAAGAGCAAUCUGAUAUGUAUGUGUGUGUGUGUGUAACAACUGGGUGAGAACUUCAGAUACUUCAGGCACGCACAUGGAUCGCGGUGCAUCAUCCGCUUAAUGAUCAUUGCACUUAAUCAAAGGGUUGGAUUGAAUUAACACGGCAUAAAAGAAUCACUGCAUUUUCACUUGUUGCUCUUUCAAUUGUAUUUCAUUCUGUGUUCUCUUUAUCUUUCGUCUUUGGCUUUUAUUUUUUUUUUCUCUCUCUCUCUCUCUCUCUCUCUCAUUCUCAUUCUCAUUCUCUCUCAAUAGUAAUUUCGUUCACCCGAAUCAAUUUUGAAUUUGUUAUGAUUUAUUUUACUGGGCGAAGAAGAUGAGCGAAACCGAAAAUUGGUUACUUUUUCCCUUCAUUUCAUUCAUUUUGUGAAGUGGCCUGAUUCAUUCUCACCAGACACCCAGAAUUAACAAUCAGAAUCCGACGCGGAAUUGAUUUGCAGAGAAAGUGUUGAAUCGAAAUUGUUAGCUGUGGAAUUCCAAAUUACGUUCAAUGUGGUUUCUAUCUCAUUGAAACAAUAACAAUCAUGGAAACAGAAGACAGAAAAAAAAAUUGGUUAAGCUUCAAACGGAAGAAGUGUGCACGAUAUUUCUCUCAAUCUGUUGAAAGGAAAUUAGCGAAAGUAUACAAUAACGAUCUAAUAAUGUCAACAACGACGGUAAAAAAAGGCAAAAGUCGAUGUGAUUAGUUCCUGAGUAAUGACUGUAAAAAAAAUAUGAAAGAUAAAAAAACGUAGCCCAUUUUAUGCGCGCACGCGCACAACACUGACUGUGAGCGAUAUGAAAUAGAUACCGACAUAUUACGCCACAUGAUGAUCAUUGUGUUGUCGAGGGUAUUAAACAACUACCAACGUUUUUAUUUUCUCUCUCGAAAUGAGAAUGGAAAUGAAAUAAAGACGAGGGAAAAAAUUAACUAAUAAAAGAAGUAUUUAUGGGAUACAGCGGUAUAAUAUAAUCAUAUAACUGGAAAAUAUAUUUGGCUUGAGCAACCAUAUGAUCGUUAAAAUUUAGAGACAGCUUCAAUAUUGCUCAAUUAUUUCUCAUGUUCCAUGGUUACAUAUUUAGGUGCAUUCUCGUGCGAGGUGUCAUGGAUAUUGGAAGCUCACGGUGAUCUGCCGAUCUACGCUUAUUUAUUAUGUUCCGGCUACUUCAUCAUGUUCGUUGCAUCGACUAUUUUGAUACAUGGCCUGGCAACGGGCUUAUCAUGGGGCCUAUUUAGUUGGUCCAUCGUUGUAGGUGUUUUAUCGAUACCAGAAUUAAUAUUCGUUAUGAUUAUGACGACACAGUUUUGGGGACUACAAUCGAUUCAUGGUAUGACUGAGAUUAUAACUUAUUUAAUUCGGCUGGUUAUAAAUAGCAUGGCAUUGCUCUGCGUUAUUCCAACGGCGUUGCGAUGGCGAAGGGAGAGGCAAAUAAUGAGCCAAUUAGAAAAUCUAGCAACGCGACUGCAUAUGACAUCACCCGAUAUUCCAGGUGCAUUAUCGCCGGCUGCCGCAUCAGCUGCGUUAACACGCAUCAAUGACUCAAUGCAACGACGGUCGUCGGCUAGAAAACGCCGAUUGUCACAGUCUGGAUAUGAUAACCAUGGAUUUAUACCAAUUAUUCAGCAAUCAGCCAACGAUUCGAAACAUCAUCAACCACAAAUCACAUUGCCAAUAUUCCCAUACAUGUACGGUAUGUACCCGUCACAGAAUGAAUUCAAUGCAAGCAUCUUCGGGCUCGAUCCAUCGCAAAUAAUCGGACCAAUGCCAACGAUGCAAGCCGCAAAACGAACGCAAUCGCUGCUGGAUUUCCGACACAUUUUGCCAUCACAAAUAGUAAUGUCGUCAUCACGAUCAAAGACCCCAGUAACGGAUCUGGAUGCACCCGAUGGCAUUUCGAAUACGGUAGAAAACCAGCAAAAUUUGAACAACAAUAUCCCUCACAAUCACCCUAGUAAUCCAAAUAAUGUGCGCGAAAGUAAUCGCAAGACAUCGAUACCAACGGUGCAAAAUAAGAAUUUCAACAGUCACAACGAAGAAGAGAAGCAUUCGAUAGCCGGUGAUCCGAUUUAUCAAACGAUAUCAUCGGAAAAGGGAGCCAAAUUGGGUCGCAAUUGUAUAUCAUUGGAAAAUUUGCGCACAUUGACCAUAAAAAAUGAUUUGAAUUCAUAUGGAAAUAAUUUGCUACAAAAUCACGGACAGCCAUCGUCACCGUACUACGUAUUGCCCGCAUUUCCGCCAACACCAACCGGCUACAAUGUUCCGCACUAUUUCAAUCCGAAACCACAUCAUCCAGCAGCGGCACAUUACAUGUUUGGACCGCCAUUUCCGAUGCAACCACCACCGCAUAUGAUGGCACCACCACCUCCACCGCCGCAAGCAUAUUUCCAUCAAAACUAUCGAAUGCCCUUCACCAACUACGGUGGCUACGCAAAUCCAAAUCCAUACUCAAAUCUAAGCAACACAAACAGUCGACAAUCAAUUGGCAACGAUUCAGACGAUUAUCGCAAGUAUCGUGAUGUGGCUCUGUGAUUUUCCGCGUGGUCCAAUCACCACUGAUUUCCAAAACGUACUCCCUUGCUUCCCCCCUUGAUUAUUAUACAGCUUCAACUUAACAUACGACAUUUUUUUGUAUACUUUUUGUUUUACUAAGAGAUUUUGCUUUCAACUGAAAAUUCGUCGUUCGAUCGAUAAGCAUCUAGUAUUUAUUUAUAAUAAAUAUUCGUUAUUUAAUCGCCGUCAAUCAUAUGAUAAUGUAAUGAUGAUACUAAAAAACCAUUCCAAAUGUUUUGUACCUUUCAACCGAGUUGAUAAUUAGUAAAAAAAAAAAAGAGAAAGAAAUAUUUCACAAAGUAAAAUUGCAGAAAGAUUUCUUUACCAAAAAACCUAGAUAUAGAUGUGAGUCGGAGUAAUAAAGUAAAAUGAAAUAUUAUUAGAUUUUAAUUCGAAAAUCGACAACGACAUGAGUUCACAUGCAAAAAUGAAACUUUUUUUCAGUGAGAGAAAUUUAAAAAAAAUAUACUAGUCUCUUCCCACGGUCAGCGUCGUUUAUGCAAUACUUUUGUUAUAUUACACUUUUCAAAUGAUUGAAGUAAUAAUUUUUUUUAAACAUAUCCGAUUGGAAUUACCUCCAUUUUGGAAUGUUAUACAAUAUUUAUAGAAUGUUUCCAUUGUUAUUGACACACGUCCACUGUUGUAUUUUGUGUAAUUUUUUCCUUCAAAUAAGUCCAAUAAUGGAGAAUCCAAUGCCCCAUCAAAUUAACAGCGCUAAUAUAUGUAAACAAACAGACCAAAAAAUCCAAUCUAUUCUUUUUCCUCGUUUUUUUUUUGUUUAUUGAUAACAAUACUUUUUUUGUAUAUUCGCAAUAAUAAUAAUAAUAAUAAUAAAAGAAGGAAACAUUGUGUAGAAAACUUAA